AUGCCACUGGCCACCCAACCGCAGCCCUCCCCUGGCCGCCUGCUGCAGCCUGAGGGCGAGGGCUGCUACACUUGGGCGGAUGGCAGCACGUAUGAGGGCGCGUGGCAUGCGGGCCUCAAGCACGGCUGGGGCAAGUACCGCUGGCCCAACGGCGCCUGCUACCAGGGCGAGUGGCGGGACGGCUUCAUGCAGGGCUACGGCACUUUCGAGUCGCCGGAUGGCGCGCGCUACGCGGGCAACUGGCAGGGCAACCUGAAGCACGGCAUCGGCAAGAAGGUGUAUGCCAACGGCGACGCAUACGAGGGCCUGUGGCGCAACGGCAAGGCCGAGGGGCCCGGCAGGUAUGUGUGGCACAACGGCAACCAGUACGACGGCGAGUGGCGCGGCGGCAAGAUGCACGGCCAGGGCACCCUCAAGUGGAUCACAGGU
This is a messenger RNA of Chlorella variabilis, 429 nucleotides long. RefSeq lists its product as hypothetical. Lineage: Eukaryota; Viridiplantae; Chlorophyta; Trebouxiophyceae; Chlorellales; Chlorellaceae. The annotation marks the transcript as partial. The record is from RefSeq and is a predicted model, not a curated record. The transcript has 3 exons.